Messenger RNA from Saitoella complicata NRRL Y-17804, 1886 nucleotides. Its product is annotated as MFS general substrate transporter. The record is from RefSeq and is a predicted model, not a curated record. Gene Ontology annotation, biological process: transmembrane transport. Gene Ontology annotation, cellular component: membrane. Lineage: Eukaryota; Fungi; Ascomycota; Saitoellomycetes; Saitoellales; Saitoellaceae. The coding region runs from base 40 to 1608 and encodes 522 amino acids. The transcript is spliced from 5 exons. Gene Ontology annotation, molecular function: transmembrane transporter activity.
CCGACAUCGACCUCCUCGACAUCUUCGUAACGUCUGAUCAUGAGAACAUAUCCAAGCCACUCUUCUCGUCUUCGACGACGCGUAAUUUCAACCGCCGAGUACGCGUCCUCCGAAUCCGAUGUCUCCAGCGAAUCCGAAGCUCUCCUCGCGCCUCGAGGGGAGGAUAUCUUGGUGAAGUGGAAGAGAGGUGACCCGACUAAUCCUCGAAACUUCCCUGCAUGGAAAAAGUGGUAUAUUGUCGCAGCCGUGACUUUGUUGGAGGUUAUGAUAUCCGUCACCAACGGUCAAUAUAGCUCUGGAACCGAAGGCGUCCAAAAAGACUUCCACGUCUCCGAGCAGAUCGCAACCCUCGGCCAAUCCCUCUUCGUCCUUGGCCUCGCAAUCGGCCCCAUGCUCCUCGGUCCCUUCUCCGAAGUCGUCGGCCGCAAGAUCAUCUACAUUAUCUCCGUCAUAAUCUUCGGACUCUUCCAAGUCCCGUGCGCCUUGACCCACAACAUCUGGGUCCUCGUAAUCUGUCGAUUUAUUGCCGGUCUGGCAGGUUCCGUUCCUCUCGCCAACACCGGCGGUACGAUCGAGGACAUGUUUGACGAAGAAAAUCAAGGUAUGCCCAUGGCGAUCUUCUCAUCCAUGUCUACCGCUGGCCCUUCCCUCGGUCCAGUCGUCGGCGGGUAUGUUUUCAUGAAACUGGGGCUGCCUUGGUUCUUCUGGAUAUCAGCAGUUGCUUCAGCUGUGGUCUUGCUCGUACUACUUCCGACAUCGGAGACCCUCGCUCCAUUGAUCAUAAAGCGACGAGCACGAGUGAUCAGAAAGCGAAGAGGUAAUAGCCACAUCCGUGCAGCCGGCGGCGCCGAAGACGAAAAUAUCCUUUCAGACCUCAAAGACGGCUCCCUCCGCGCCUUCAAAAUCCUCUUCACAGAACCCAUCAUCUUCUCAAUGGCCCUGUACAACGCCUUCCUCUACUCCCUCAUCUACAUGUUCUUCACCGCCUACCCCCUCGUCUUCCAACAAAACUACCACUUCAACAUCGGACAAACGGGUCUCACAUUCCUUGGAUUCGCCGUGGGAUCAGCGAUUUCAAUUCUCGCACAGCCUCUGCAAGACCGGUAUUUCCGUCAACAAAAGGAGAAGAACGGUGGGAAGAGCGUGCCGGAGUCGAGGUUGAUGAUGAGUUUGGUCGCAUCCCUCGCUAUCCCGAUUGGUUUGUUCUGGUUCGCCUUCACCUCUGAUGGCAGCUUGUCACCCCUCAUCCCAAUCGCAGCCGGAAUCCCCAUCGGCUUCGGCGAAACAGUCCUCUUCAUCGGUAUCUAUAACUACAUAGCCGACGCCUACGCCUCCUCCGCUUCCACUGCCCUCGCAGCCGUCAACCUUCCCUCCCCUGCCGUUGGUGGAAUCCUCACACACGUCAGUAUCAUCGUGUAUGCAAAACUGGGGACGACAUGGGCCACAGCGUUGACGGGGUUUGUUAGUGUUGCGCUUGUCGGGGUGCCGUAUGGGUUGUUCUUCUUUGGGGAGAGGGUUAGGAGGGUGAGUCCGCUUGCGAAGGAGAUGUUGGAGGAGGAUGAUGACAAGAGCGAUGACGAGGAAGUCGGAGGGGACGACCAAGCAUGAACAGGACAAUGAAUGAACACUGGCAUGCUCUCUAUCGUUAUCUGGCUAGUAUCACCAUCUACAAGUAUUUGUCUGCGUUUUUAAGAGCAGGCCCCUUCACCCUAUUGGCCCCGGCCUUCCCCUUCAACCACCUCCAAUCCCCACUGGGCCUCCACCACCCAACCAAACUCCCCACCCACGCUCCGUACCAACAUCCAUACCCCGCAACUCUCUUUCCCGCAAGCAACAUCCACUUCAAGAAAAGUUGUCCGUAGAAGGGGAGGAAUGCCACUGCGUCG